This is a messenger RNA of Penicillium waksmanii, 4008 nucleotides long. RefSeq names its product mRNA-binding protein RRP12. The record is from RefSeq and is a predicted model, not a curated record. The transcript has 3 exons. Lineage: Eukaryota; Fungi; Ascomycota; Eurotiomycetes; Eurotiales; Aspergillaceae. The coding region runs from base 1 to 4008 and encodes 1335 amino acids.
AUGGCGACUCUGGCGGAGAAGCUCGAGAAGAUCAAGUCUCCCAAGCUGCAGAAUCAGCACCAUACCGCUGUGGUGCUCUCUGCAGUCGAGGACACUCUUCGCGAUCAAAAGGCCGACUUUUCUUCGACCGCAUAUUUCGCUGCUCUACUUGCCCUCCUCUCCCAGUCACUUUCUGCCGAGCAAGGUAUCGUGAACAAGGACCUCGCCACAUCCGUUGUCUACCUUCUCGAUAUCACCACCACCUACGUCCCCGAACCCAUCCUUCGUUCCAAGUUUUCUCAGAUUCUCACCAGUCUCGCCCCUGCACUGUCUCUCCCCGAAAUCGAUGCUCCCCUCUUGCGCCCGUCAAUUGGUUGUCUUGAGUCGCUGCUCAUUGCCCAGGAUGCCGCUGCCUGGAAUCUGCCCCACACAGCAAUUGGACCGCGUCGUGCGACGGCUGGUCUAUUGAGCUUGUCAGUUGACCACCGUCCUAAGGUACGAAAGCGCGCCCAAGAGGCUCUGAUCAAAGUGCUCAAGACACCCCCUCCCAGCCCGUCGCUGGACCACCCGGGCGCGGAUAUGUGCGCAGAGUCUGCGAUGAAGACGCUGAGCGACAGCAUCACAGCCGCCUCCAAGCAAAAGAAGGGAAAGCGUGAUGCAAACAGCCACGAGAACCACGAGCCUCUGAUUAUUCACUCCCUGCAACUGAUCAAGACCAUUGCCUCCGCAUCGGGCGGCUGGCCCAGCAAGAAGAUUGAGUCGCUUUGCGAGCUACUGAUGAAUGCGUCUCGCUCUAGCAACGAGUAUAUCACUAUGGGCGCUUUCGAGGUCUUCGAGGUUAUCUUCGAAGGCAUGGCCGAUGAGUUCUCAUCCUCCAAGCUCCCCCGUCUUCUAGACGCCAUCUCCGAACUUAAGCCCGCACAGAACGACUCACAGCUCCUCCCUCCCUGGAUUGCUGUCCUAUCUCGCGGAUAUGAUGUUUCUGCACAGAUCAACCCUGAAGACACAUUCGAGAAGCUGCCGGGUCUCUUCCAGCUCAUCUCUGGAUUUUUGGCCUCGCCCUCGCACAACAUCCGCAUCUCGGCCUCUGAGUGCCUCAUCUCUUUCCUGCACAACUGUAUCCCCAACAGCGUUAUUAUCGAGCCAUCUGUCUACGAUGAGAAGACUCUUGAGAAGCUCGCCCACGCGACCGCUGACCUGCUCUCCGUUAAGUACCAGGCUGCGUGGAUGGAGGUGUUCAAUGUUUGCUCCGCCAUGUUCGACUGCUACAAGUGGCAGUCCAGCCCAUUCCUUGUUGAACUCGUCUCAACUAUUGGUGAGCUGCGCAGCAAUGAGUCCUUCCACGGCAAGAAGGAGGCCGAUGGUGUUCUUAGCAGUGCUAUUGAGGCAAUGGGCCCUGAGGCUAUCCUUGAAAUUCUGCCCUUGAACAUCAUCGAGCAAAAGAAGGGCCAACCCGGUCGCGUUUGGAUGCUGCCUAUUCUUCGUGAUAGUGUUACCAACACAAACCUGCGUCAUUUCCGCUCAGAGAUGGUUCCUCUGAGUGAGGCGCUUUACCAGAAGAUUGUUGACUUUGGUGCUGCUGAGAAGUCCGUCGAAGUGAAGAUCUUCGAGACUUUGGUACAACAGACUUGGGGUAUCCUGCCGGGCUACUGUGAACUGCCUCUCGAUCUUGUUGAGGCUUUUGACCAGAGCUUCGCUGAGCUUUUGUCCAACGUUCUUUAUAAACAGACCGAGCUGCGUGUCGAGGUCUGCCGCGCUCUUCAGAACCUGGUCGAGUCCAACCAGGCUAUUCUGUCUGUCGAGGCUGAGCAAGACGACUUGAUUCUGCAGCGCCGAAUCACCAAGGCCGCUGCUGCCAAGAACAUUGAGCACCUGUCUGGCUUCGCUAGUAACCUUUUGGCCGUGCUGUUUAACGUCUACAGCCAGACGCUGCCCCAUCACCGCGGAUACAUUCUGCAAUGUAUCAAUGCCUAUUUGAGCAUUACCCCCGAGAAUGAACUCAAUGAGACCUUCACUCGUGUUAUUACAAUGCUCGAGUCAUCCUUGACCGAUGAGCAGAAGGAGACGCCCGCCCCUCAAGGAUCAUCUGCAAAGAUGCCGCCAACUUCUCACACUUUGAUCGAUCUGGUUAUCGCCAUGUCUAUUUACCUGCCUCGCUCAAGCUUUGCCGGACUUUUCGGCAUGGCUGCCGCUAUUCUCAACGGAUCGUCGCCUAACCCCGAUCAACAACUGAUCAAGAAGGCAUACAAGCUUAUCCCCCGUCUCGCUUCGACUGAGACUGGUAGAGAGGCUCUUAAUGAGCGCAGCGGUGAGCUUCAUGCUCUGAUGCUUGCGACUACAGACAAGACCCCCGCGUCUGGUCGACGAGACCGCAUGCUCGCGAUUCACGAGCUCGUCACACACCUCCCUACUUCUGACCUCCAUUUCAUUCCCUCUAUUCUGUCAGAGGUUGUCCUGGGAUGCAAGGAGAGCAACGAGAAGGCACGCACCGCUGCCUUCGAUCUUCUUAUCCACCUCGCCAAUCGCACCUGUGAUGAGGAGCGUAACCCUGCUGGCACUGUGAUUCGGAACUCACUGGUACCUCACAUGCCAGACGACUCACCUGAUGCUCCCGCCACCAUUGAAGAAUUCUUCACCAUGGUUUCUGCCGGUCUGGCUGGCUCCUCUCCUCACAUGGUCGCCGCCUCCGUCACUGCGCUCUCCCGUCUCUUUUUCGAGUACCAGAGCAAAUUGAAACCGGAGAUUCUUGGCGAUUUGGUCCAAACCGUCGAGCUCUUCCUUACCAGCAACAACCGUGAGAUCGUUCGCUCUGUUCUUGGCUUCGUAAAGGUCGCUGUUGUCAUCCUGCCUGAUGAGGCUUUGCGCCCGCGUUUGUCGGCACUUGUGCCCAACCUCAUGGCCUGGAACAAGGAGCACAAGGGUCGUCUUCGCAGUAAGGUCAAGGGUAUCAUCGACCGACUGGUUCGACGCUUCGGUGCUCCGCUCAUGGAGGCCCUUGUCGGCGAGGAAGACCGCAAACUAGUUGUGAAUAUUCGCAAGCAGCGUGAGCGCAGCAAGCGCAAGAAGAAGGAGGGCGCUGCCGAUGAUGAUGAGGAGGAUGAAGACGAGGAGAAGGCCGGUGCCCAGCAAUCCGGCAACGCUUUCGAUAAGGCUGUCUACGGCUCUGAUUCCGACUCCGACGACGAGUCUGAUGAUGGCGCCAGUGACGUCGACGUGGAUGACGGACAAGCUCGUAUCAAGGCUACUGGAGGCAAGAAGAGGGCUGGCCAGAGCACUCAGUACAUUCGCGAGACAUCCCCCGAAGAUAACCCGCUGGAUCUGCUGGCUCCCGACGCCCUCGCCAAUAUUUCCACCACCAAGCCUAGCGAUCGCUUCUUGAACACUGGACCUGGCUCUAAGAAGAAGCGCAAUGCCAAGUUCGACGCAGAUGGCCGUCUCAUUCUCGGUAAUGAUGACGCUAAUGCUGAUGUCGAGAUGGGCGGUGCUGGUGAAGGAUCCGGCGGUGUCAACGCUUAUCUCGCUGCUGUCAGUGGCCCCGAUGCUGUUCGUCGUGGUCAAAAGGGCAAGGUCAAGAUGGGCCAGGCUAAGCGUGGUCACGAUGAUAUGGACCUGGAUGAGGAUGAGGCUGCCGCAAUCGGUGAGAAUCUCCGCUCCAAGGGCCCCGGUCGUCGUGGUCUUGGUGCUCCCAAGACCCCUGGUGCCCCCGAUGGUCGGGUUGAAAAGCGUUUCAGCCCCGGCCGCGGUGGUCGCGGAGGUGGUCGUGGAGGCGAUCGUGGAGGCUUCGGAGGUCGCGGUGGCGGCCGCGGUGGUGGCCGCGGUGGUGAUCGUGGCGGCUUCGGUGGCCGAGGUGGUGGUCGCGGUGGUGAUCGUGGUGGCUUCGGAGGUCGCGGUGGCGGCCGUGGUGGAAGCCGUGGAGGCGAUCGUGGCGGCUUCGGUGGCCGAGGUGGUGGUCGUGGUGGAGGUCGCGGUGGUGAUCGCGGCGGCUUCGGUGGCCGAGGUGGUGGUGGUGGACGUGGCCAGAGACGCUAA